CACAACUUGGCAGAAGAGCAGAGCCAACAAGUCCGGAGCUCCGCACAGUGUCACCCGCAGCCCGGACACUGCAGAAGGGGCCGCCUGGAGCUGUACACAGACUUGUGGAACACAUACAUGCAGGAUCCACAGGGACCUGACGAAAAGGUCCUGACUUCCCGAUGAAAAAAAACAUCCAUUGCUUGCCUUCUUAAGGAAAACCGAUCACCUGGAAUAUAAUCUUCAGGAGUAUUUGUGUGAAUGAAUGAUACUGAAGGAUCCCUUUAAAGGCCUGGAUAUACCUUUUUGUACUUGUUUCAUUCCAUACAAGAAACCAAGAGAGCUUUCUGUGCUUCUCAUGAAGAGUUGUAGGAAGGGGAUGCACUAGGAUGGCUACCGUCGUGCAACCAAAUGAGCUGGUGUUCGAGUUUGCAAGUAAUGUCAUGGCAGAUGACCAUCAGCUUGACGACCCUUCAAUCUUCCCGGCCGUCAUCGUAGAACACAUUCCAAAUGCAGAUUUACUGCACAGCUACUCGGGGUUAACGUGUGUGGAUGAUCCCAUUGACAUGAUCAAUGAGAACUCUCUGGAUGUAGCAGAGGAGCAGAUCAUAGAAGACGACGACCUCACUCUUACAGUUGAAGCUUCUUGUCAAAAUGGCGAUGAGACCAUGGAAACAAUUGAAGCUGCUGAAGCACUUCUCAAUAUGGACUCUCCAGAUGCGUUAUUGGAUGAGAAAAGAUUAGCUAAUAUAUUUGGAACUUCUGAAGAUGAGCUGAUCGUCACUCCGAUCACACACGUGUCCGUCACCGUAGAUGGAAUUCCGGAGGUGAUGGAGAUCCAUCAGAACCUGUAUCAAGAGCCGGUAGAAUCGCCUCCAGAUGAGCAGCCUAAAAGGAAAAAAGGCAGAAAACAAAAAACUACUCGCCCUGAGUCCCCCACCACUACUCCAAAUAUAUCUGUGAAGAAGAAAAGCAAAGAUGGGAAAGGUAAUACCAUUUACCUUUGGGAAUUCUUGUUGGCUUUGCUUCAAGACAAAGCUACCUGUCCAAAGUACAUUAAGUGGACACAGAGAGAAAAAGGCAUCUUCAAACUGGUGGAUUCCAAAGCUGUUUCUAAGCUGUGGGGCAAGCACAAAAACAAGCCUGACAUGAACUAUGAAACAAUGGGGAGAGCACUCAGGUAUUAUUACCAAAGAGGUAUUUUAGCAAAAGUGGAAGGCCAACGUCUUGUCUAUCAGUUCAAAGAAAUGCCAAAGGAUCUCAUAUACAUUGAUGAGGAGGACUCGAGCUCUGCAGAAUACUCAGGAAAUCAGCAUUCUCCACUUUCUACUCCCAAUCGAAACCAAGCACGGGCAUCUAAAGUAGCUCUAAAUGCUGGACCAAAAGGUAGCACAGCCACUGUUGUAAAGUCACCCAAGUCUCCGAAAAUGAAAGAACUAGAGGAGCAUAGCCAGCAACAGUUGACUUUGUUACCAUCUGAUAUGCUAAGGACUGUGAGUCCUUCUCAUCCACCUCACCCAACUCAGCUUUUUCGGACAGUCCAUGUAAUGCCUGGACAGGGUAUGCCUGAUCAAGGCUUAACAUGCACCAUUCAAAAUGAUACAAUGUCUCCUGUACAGACUAUCAGAACGAUCCAGUCUCCAGGCCAGGUGCCAGUUGUGGUGUCACCCGGCAGUCAACAGCUGCAUACUGUAACACUCCAAACAGUGCCUCUCACCACAGUCAUAACAAGCACAGACCCCACCGCACCAGCAGGGUCACAGAAAUUUAUACUUCAAGCCAUUCCUUCGGCACAGCCGAUGACCGUACUCAAGGAUAACAUGUUGCUACACCCUCAGAGAGACGGCUCGCCUCCAGCAUCCAUUGUCCUGAGCUCCAGCCAGGUUCAGCAAGUUCUCAAUGGCAACGUUCAUGGUCUUUGCAAUGGAACAGUAAGCGUGCCUUCAUCUCCAUCCUUCAGUGCAACCACUCCAGUUAUGACCUUCUCAACAAGCACUUCGCCUCUGCUUAACCAGACUCCGGGCACGGUCAUCACAUCAGUUAUCAAAUCCCCAGAGUCCAAACAAACACUUCUUUUUUCCACCAGUGACCAGGACCCAGAGGAGACAGCUGAGCAAACUGAGCAGAAAUAUCAGCCUCCAUGUGUCCUGGUGGUAUCAAGUCCAAAUGGAUAUCCAGCCCACAUGGAAAUAAAAAAGGAAAACGACCCAUGGGAAUUUGACUCAAAUUGAUAAAUAGAAAUUCUCUAUAUAUUUAAGAUUUUCCAAAUGUGAUGGGAUCUUCCUUAAUAUUCUAUAUAUUUUUCCAAAACACAUCUAUAUUUUUCAUAAAUCCUCUUUCCGGUAUGCAAUAUCCUUGCAGUAAAACUUUUUUUUUAUUUCUGUUCAGUUGGUUAUGAUUCUAAGCUUUUCUUUUUAUUAUUUUUCCACACUCUGGAAUCUUAUUCAGGAAAGUCUAUAUUCUUCAUAAAGAAUUCCACUUGGGCGUAUCGCUUAUUCCAGCAUACCUACGUUGAAGGAAUGUGCCUUUUUUUUGUCCUGUGAGGACAAAGUGUAUGAUGCAAAUAUUUUUAAAGCUGUUUUUUGACAAUCUUUCAGUGUGUUCUUUAAGCUGUGCUUUCUGUAAAUUCUAUUUUGUUAGUCUGUAAAUAAGAAAAGCCAAUACAGCUGUGUAUUCUAGCUAUCUCUUUCUGUAUCUCCACACUGAUCCCUGACUACUCAAGAGCCAGAAUAUAAAAUAUCCGAGGAAUCAGAUGUAACAUCACUGAGUUUUGCACUGCUUUGACGGCAUUUUUUCCAGUCUGUUCUGUGUUUUUACCCUGGUAUAUCUAUAGCAAUAACUACUGUGCCUUUGUUUAAUCCAGCUAUACAUUACAUUAGAUUAUUGCAGGUAUCAUGAAAGCAAUGUAAUGGUAUAGAGGAUCAUUUUUAUAUGUAAAUAAUGUACAUUCACCUACAAUUCUGGAAAGAAAUGCUAAAUAUCAAAUUGAUACAAAAAAAUUCUGUGCAUUCAAAAAAUUCCAACAAAGCAAAUAAAUUUUAUAGACUCAAGAGAUCUAUAUAUGUUUAGAGUUCAGAUGUUAUACUAUAUUGAUAGAGAUAAAAUUUGUAUUUAAAAAUGUUAAACUGAUGACAUACUUUUCAAACUGUUUUUGUAUUUUUAAUUGGUUUAUUAAAAAAAAUAAAUCUACGUUCACAGAAAAACA
Hyla sarda is the source of this 3184-nucleotide messenger RNA. It is a transcript of the gene ELF1, whose product is annotated as E74 like ETS transcription factor 1. Gene Ontology annotation, biological process: cell differentiation; regulation of transcription by RNA polymerase II. Bases 369 to 2210 code for a protein of 613 amino acids. Gene Ontology annotation, cellular component: nucleus. The transcript has 10 exons. Gene Ontology annotation, molecular function: DNA-binding transcription factor activity, RNA polymerase II-specific; sequence-specific DNA binding. Lineage: Eukaryota; Metazoa; Chordata; Amphibia; Anura; Hylidae. The record is from RefSeq and is a predicted model, not a curated record.